AUGGCUUCCGAUCCUCCAUCCCCGCCCGACUUCGGAAUCACGGAUAGGUCAUCAUCUCCGGGUAUUCCCUUGACCAUGACCGCCUCCGCCAUCUUGACCGCCCAGCCCCGAGAUGUCGCCGCCGCACUUGCUUCCGCCGUCCGGUUCCCCCAAGAAAAGGUCAUCGUUCACUUUAAACCCAUCGGCAACGCCCCAGCUCUCGCCCGCGCUACUUUCAAGAUCAGCUCCACCCAGAAAUUUGAAGCUGUCGUCUCCUGGCUCAGAAGGCGCCUCAAAGUCCAAGACACCGACAGCGUGUUCCUCUACAUCAACAGCGCCUUCGCUCCUUCUCUUGACGAGGUCAUUGGGAACCUGCACUCCUGCUUCAAGGAUAUGAAUGAUCAACUUAUCGUAUCCUAUUCUAUGACUCCGGCCUUUGGCUGA
Messenger RNA from Sodiomyces alkalinus F11, 423 nucleotides. Its product is annotated as APG12-domain-containing protein. The transcript has 2 exons. Gene Ontology annotation, cellular component: phagophore assembly site membrane; Atg12-Atg5-Atg16 complex; cytoplasm. Bases 1 to 423 code for a protein of 140 amino acids. The record is from RefSeq and is a predicted model, not a curated record. Lineage: Eukaryota; Fungi; Ascomycota; Sordariomycetes; Glomerellales; Plectosphaerellaceae. Gene Ontology annotation, biological process: C-terminal protein lipidation; autophagy of mitochondrion; nucleophagy.